GCCACACACACGGAACCUGUAUGGCCUGUUUGUUGGGGAAGUAUUAGCAGUACGGACAGGAUAUGUCUGCCGAGAGAAGGCAUUGUGUGUGAGUGCGGCUCUUAGCUGAGGUCAGCUGGAGUCAAACGACCUUCCAUUAACUUAUUCUCCAUCUCAGCAUGUGGCUCACAAGGCUGACCUCGCAUUUCUGUAAAGCCACCAGACUUGCAGGAUGUCUGCCGUGGUGUGUCACUACAAGCCACAAGAGCCUGUAUGCGUGUUACAGCACAAGGCAGCCACAGGGGCCGGAGAUUCCUCCCCCUGCCUGGUGCACCCUGGACCCUAAGUUGGAUGACUUUCUUGUGCCCCGCAUGAUGUCCAUCAGUCCACUAGAGAGUUUGCUUUCCUCCCGCUUUUCCCUGCCCAAACCUGAGGCCUCUAAUACACAGGAGGAACCUGUGGAAAAUGAAAGAACCUACGAGUGCCCCACUCAUCAGGACAUUGACCACACGGGUGAGGAUAUUGGGCAAAGGGAUGUUAUGCAAUGUAAGAAUGUCCUUAAGAUCCGACGGAGAAAGAUGAAUAGACACAAGUACAAGAAGCUGCAGAAACGCAUUAAGUAUUUGCGGAGGAAGAUCAUGGAUAAGCGUAGAGUUAGGAAGCAGAAGGAAUUUGAAAGAGAUUUAAAACGUAUCUGGAGGGGGUCUGGCCUGAAAAAAGCGCCUGAUGGUUGGAUAAUGCCUAAAAUAUAUGUGAAGCAUUGAUGUAAAUGAUAAUAUGCUGCCCAUAUUUUAGAGUUUAAUGUAUUAUAAUAAAUAAUAAAUUUAAACAA
Molecule: messenger RNA, 811 nt
Organism: Pseudophryne corroboree (corroboree frog)
Lineage: Eukaryota; Metazoa; Chordata; Amphibia; Anura; Myobatrachidae
Gene: AURKAIP1
Product: aurora kinase A interacting protein 1
Exons: 4
Coding region: 159-743 (194 amino acids)
Cellular component (GO): mitochondrion
Source: RefSeq, a predicted model, not a curated record